AUGGCUGUCGACAAAUGUGCCAUUGAACCAGAUUCUGAUAUCAUUGGAGUCGGCGUCCGAACUUCCAUCUAUACACUAAGCCUCGCGAGCCCUGCCAUAGAAUCCUCGCUCGGGGUGACUGGCCUGGCUCUUUUACUUGCCACUAUGAUCAAGAGCGCACUGGACGAUAUUGCACUCUUUCACUCGCUCUGCAUUCUACAUCUUCUCGGACUGGUUGGUUUCUCUAUCCGCCCCAGGGGCCGGUACCGUUUGUCCGCUACACAUACCAAGGCAUUCACUAUCUUGUACGCCCUUGCAACCGUUGCGUCGGUGGUAUAUUUCAUUCUAGUCUUUGCAAAUGCGACACGGUUUGGCAACCGCCCGGAAUGUAACGCAGAAACCAACUACGUCUUGUUUUGGGUCAAUAUGAAAGCAACCAGCCCGGUGAUCCGCUGGCUGCUAGUUACCAGCUUUACGGUGCUCGCGGUUACCCUCCUUGCCUGGGUUGUUGGGUUCACGGGCAUGCUAUGCUUCGCUAUUGACUGCGGGUGCACUGUAGCCCGAACCUCUGACACGGAAUCUUUGUCGAGUGAGUCCCAAGGAGAUGGGAGCAAGUCUGACCCCCGCCCCGUUAGGGAAUUCAUCACUAUGCUAGGCCGGUUGGCGGCCUGUAUAUAUCUGAUUUGGAUGUUGGAACUUAUUAUCCGAAGAAAUAAGCUACUCCCAGGCCUCGAAGAGUGGAAGUUUGGUCAAGUACUGGCUAUGAUGAUGUUGAUCGGCCCAUUGAUCGAGUUGAUGUCUUUGUUACUGAGCAAGAAGGCGUCCACCAGUGAGUGA
Messenger RNA from Arthroderma uncinatum, 816 nucleotides. RefSeq lists its product as uncharacterized. The record is from RefSeq and is a predicted model, not a curated record. NCBI's taxonomy places the organism in Eukaryota, Fungi, Ascomycota, Eurotiomycetes, Onygenales, Arthrodermataceae. Bases 1 to 816 code for a protein of 271 amino acids. The transcript has 3 exons.